GCGGCGGGGGCUGCGGCGGGAGCCCGCUGUCGCCUGCCCGCCGGCCCGGGAGGGGUGCCCGGGGCCGGGAGGCGGUUGGGAGGGCGCUGCCGCCGGGCGACGGGCCGUGGCUCCGGCGGAGAUGAAGGAUCUGGAGGCCGGGGAGAAGAUGAGCAGUGAGGCGCUCUGGCUCUUCAAGCAGCUGAAUGUGCACCUGGAGCAGGAGGGGCGGUUCCAGCCCCGCGAGAAGGGGCUCAGCCUCAUCGAGUGUGCGGCCGAGAAUGAAAAUACUCUGUGCCCAAGACUAAGGAAUGUCAAGGUGGAAGAUCUUUGGAGUCUGACCAAGUUUUUUGGUUUUGCAACUGAAACAUUUGUUUUGGCUGUUAAUAUUCUGGACAGAUUCUUGGCUCUAAUGAAGGUGAAACCAAAGCAUUUAUCUUGCAUUGGAGUCUGUUGUUUUCAACUGGCUGCCCGAGUAGUUGAAGAAGAAUGCAAUAUUCCAUCUGCUCAUGAGAUCAUCCGGAUCAGCCAAUGUAAAUGCACGGUGUCCGACCUGAAACGGAUGGAAAAGAUAAUUUCAGAGAAGCUGCACUUUGAAUUUAAAGCUACUACUGCCUUAACCUUCUUGCACUUGUACCAUGCUAUUGUACUCUGUCAUACCUCAGAAAGGAAAGAAAUACUGAAUCUUGACAAAUUGGAAGCACAGUUAAAAGCUUGCAACUGUCGUCUAGUCUUUUCUAAAGCAAAACCAUCUGUCUUGGCCUUGUGCCUUCUCACUCUAGAAGUUCAGACUUUGAAAUCUGUUGAGCAGUUUGAGAUCCUUCUGCGUGUUCAAAAGCAUUCAAAGAUAAGUGAUAGUGACCUGCUUUACUGGAGAGAACUGGUCUCAAAAUGCCUAGCAGAUUAUUCUUCUCCUGAAUGUUGCAAGCCAGAUCAUAAAAAGCUAGUUUGGAUCGUUUCAAGACGUACUGCCCAGAAUCUACAAAACAGUUACUACAGUGUUCCUGAGUUGCCAACAAUACCGGAGGGUGGAUGUUUCAAUGAAAGCGAGAGUGAAGACUCCUGUGAAGAUAUGAGCAGCGGAGAAGAAAGCCUUAGCAGUUCUCCUCCUAGUGAUCUGGAAGGCACCUUCUUCUUUGACCUCAAACCUAAAAUGAAGUGGCAAACUCUUAACUCUCAGUCUUAGCAUUAAUGCUUAAUAAUUCUAGGUUAGGAAUUUUAAUGCACCAUAAUGUUUUGGCAAUAAUAAAUGAGGAGUUAGUACUCUAUAUACUGUCUUUAUUAAGGCAAGAGUUGCUGUGGUAUAUCCAAAUGCUUAGAAUGCCUACCUUGUGUUGUUCUAACUUUUUUUAAGGAGAAACUUCCAUUCAGGUCCCACUUCAGCAAAAGCUUCUUGUGUAGUUCUGCUGUCAUCGAGGACAAAUGUUGCAGAGUUGUGCACCAUUAUAGUUCUGUUAAUAAGGUCAGAUGCAGUUGUGCACCUGGGGUUCCUCGUGCUCGCCAGCUAAAUGGAAGUCAGCAGUGUCUUGGUAGCAGUGAAGGCUGACAGCAUGCUGGGCUUUAACAAGAGGAAUGCCAGUAGCCUGAGAGGAGUAGGGUUUUCACCCUUUUACUUGGCUUUUUUCAGAUCUAAUCUGGACUACUGUGUCCAGUGUUAGGUCUGCAGUAUGUAAGAGAUCUUGAUCAACUUGAGCAAGUCCAGCAGGGAGCUGCCAAGAGGUUUGGGGCACGUGACCUGUGAGCAGAGCCCUGAGGGACCUGGGUUCGUUCAGUUCGACAGAGAAAGGGCUUUUGGUGGGGGUGAUGGCAGGAGAUUGAAUAGCAGCUGUUGAGUCUCUAAGAAGCUAUUGAGAAGAUGAAUCCAGGCUCUUGACAGAGGUGAACGGUGCAAAUAGGAGAGAUGGUGCUCAUAAAUUGAAAUUUGAGGUUCCCAAGUAAGGGAAGAAAUUUUCUCUGUUGAGCAUAGGAACAGGGCCCCAGAAGGGCUGUGCAGCCUCCAUCCUGGGAGGCUGUCGAUGCUUGAUGUGACAAAGCCCUGAGCAAGCUGAUCUGAACUUAGUAUUGACCCUGCUCUGAGCAGGAGGUUGGACUAGAGACCUCCUAAGGACCCUUCCACCCUGAAGUAUUUUGCAAUGGUCUUGAAUUGGGUGAAUGGAUUGUGUGGGAAUGAUGGGUAUACACAAAAGUACCAUGCUGAAGUGAUGCUUUGCUGUCAAAUGGGCCUUUCUUUAAUACUGGAACUGCUUUUACACUUCAUAUGUGCUGUGCUUCUUUUGGGAAGGAGUGUCUUUGAUCUUGUGUUUUGUACUCCAAGGGCAUUUUUAAAAGCUUAUUUUUUCAUAAGCUUCAGGAAGCUGUUUUAAAGUAGGAAUAUGCCUAGUAAGAGUGUGGUUCUGGUAAGACAAGUGUGUGACAGGGCUUGCUUUCAUAUCUUCUUUAAAUUAAUGCAAACUAGCUUACACUGAAAUUUGCAUUGUAUACUUCAGUGUGUUUAAACUCCUAGUGUUAACUUGUCAGUCCAUACUAUUAGAAUAGGCUUAUUAACAUGACAAAUUUUGGUAAGUCUGUAUUCCUUUAAAUAUUUAACCUUUGUAGUUGAUUUCAGUAUCUUCAUAUUAUUGACUGAGUCAUGAUCAGACUUGUUUGCAUGUUUAUAUAAAGCGGUUAGUGCGGGAGAAGUUGGUAUUAUGCAGUAAUAUCAGGUAAAUGUGAUGUUGAUGAAGUAGUUGAUACGAUCUUUUUUCUGAACUUUUAUUGAAGCACGCAAACUUGAUUAGGAUUGCAUUUUUUCCAUAUUGAGAAUAUGGCUAGGUAGCAAGUGAAGAAAUUUCACUGAGAAUAACUGUGUGAAGUGUGGUGGUGUCAAAGUAGAAAUGAAGGGGCAAACAAGCUGAUGGUUGUUUUGUACUUCUAAGUAUUGUUUAGAAUGAUAUGAGCAGUGCCAUAAGUUCAUAACUGUUAUAUGCUUUCAGUUUUAUAAAAAUACAAAAAGUUUACAAAAAUGUAUAUAAAAAUGUAAAUUAAAAAAAUGUACAGAAAAAAAUUUAAAACAAAAAAUGGGCAUAAAAUACUGUAUUUUUUUACAUUGUACCUUUUUGUAGGUAUGUUGCAUGUAGAUAUUAAUUUAUUAUGUACUCUGUAUGAUAAUACUGUAUAUUUGAAGACUUUUUAUUGCAAGUCUCUGCACCUGGAAGCUCACCUCUGAGGCAGAGUGCCCUUGUUACAGGUAAUGAACCUACUGAGUUUUGUUUCAGUUGAGAAUGAUAAUAAACCAAUUGCUGUAUUUGUUAA
This is a messenger RNA of Rhea pennata, 3270 nucleotides long. It is a transcript of the gene CCNG2, whose product is annotated as cyclin G2. Gene Ontology annotation, biological process: mitotic cell cycle phase transition; regulation of cyclin-dependent protein serine/threonine kinase activity. The record is from RefSeq and is a predicted model, not a curated record. NCBI's taxonomy places the organism in Eukaryota, Metazoa, Chordata, Aves, Rheiformes, Rheidae. Gene Ontology annotation, molecular function: cyclin-dependent protein serine/threonine kinase regulator activity. Bases 122 to 1165 code for a protein of 347 amino acids. Gene Ontology annotation, cellular component: cytoplasm; cyclin-dependent protein kinase holoenzyme complex; nucleus. The transcript is spliced from 7 exons.